AUGUGGUGCCUAUUCGAGGCACACACGGAGGCCAAUGUCGGGCGCGGGGCCACCGUGCGCUUCCGUGGCUACACCCAAGCAGUCAGCCAGCACUUCGUAAAGCGGAAUGCAGGCAAGAGCCUGAAGGUCGGCGCCCGGGCUCUCAAGAAGACCCAUUGGCAUUUCGUCAGCGCGGGCAGUGUCAUGCAGGCGAUGUACAGGAUGCUCCACCUUGGGACUCCACACAAGAUCACGCAGAAGCAGUUCGAUGAGGCGGCGCUCCAGACUGGGUGCAAGGGCCUGACUGCCUUUGCGGCCCUGCCGUACACGCUGAGGUUGCUCAAAGACAUCAAGCCAGCAGACCCAGAUGCCAAGCUGGUCAUGUCUCGUGAAGCACGCCAGCGGGUCGCGGCCCGCGGCCAGUUCCUGGUCGUGACUUCGGACUUCGGGCGGCGGUACAAAUGCAUCAUGCAGUACCGCAAGAGCUACCGCAUGGAGGACUGGCUGCACUUCGUUGAGACGUUCUCCAGCUACAUCUUCAAGGGGGACGUGCUGCCCGAGGCCUUGCGGGCCCUGUGUUGGAGCCUGUGCAGCACGGUCACACACUACUUCUGGCCGCGGCCCCCCGACGAGACCCGUGAGCAGUUCCUGGUGGCAGCCAAGGCGGCUGCAUGCAAGCUCAGAGCUUACACGACCAGGCUGGAGGAGUUGGAGGUGCCGGGCUACAUGUUCACGGUCAACCUGCAUAUCUGCGUAUGCCGGCUGUACGACCAGGAGUGCCAGCUUGGGUCCGCGGCAGGGUUCUCCGACCUGCCGGUGGAACGCAUGAUGCAGCAAAUGAAGACGCAAGGCGGAAGGAUGGUGUCACAGGCACCCGAGAAGCACUACGCGCAGUGGCUGUGCCUGAUGCAGGCCUCCGAGUCGCUCACCGAGGCAGACCCCGCGACCAGGGCCAAACACACGACCAACCAGCAGCUUGAGAGGAUGUUGGCACGGCGCGCAGUGAACACCGAGGCUGCCUGGUUUGAUAAACCAGGAGCCAACGGUUACCUGCUUGGACGAGGCCACAUGGUCUACCCGAGUCCAGAACGAGUGGCACAAGUCCAGGCAGCCAUGGCGAGCCUAGUGCACUGGUAUGCCCUGGCAUUCGAGGAUGUGGCUUCCUGGACAUUGGGUCCCAAAGAUGGCGCUCAGGAUGUCCGCUUCACUGUCGCAGAUGUGUACUCGGGACAGGUGUUCAGCGGGGGGCUGGUGGUGGUCAACAUGGCGGCCGCCCAGACAGUGAGGGCAGGCAGCCAGUGGGAGAUGUGGCAGGACCUAGGGCUGCCGCUAAGCCACCUGAUUUGCCGCCUUAAGGCAAGCUUGUGUAUGGCCCUCUACAAGACGGGGGGCCCGCAGCUUGAGAGGAUGUUGGCACGGCGCGCAGUGAACACCGAGGCUGCCUGGUUUGAUAAACCAGGAGCCAACGGUUACCUGCUUGGACGAGGCCACAUGGUCUACCCGAGUCCAGAACGAGUGGCACAAGUCCAGGCAGCCAUGGCGAGCCUAGUGCACUGGUAUGCCCUGGCAUUCGAGGAUGUGGCUUCCUGGACAUUGGGUCCCAAAGAUGGCGCUCAGGAUGUCCGCUUCACUGUCGCAGAUGUGUACUCGGGACAGGUGUUCAGCGGGGGGCUGGUGGUGGUCAACAUGGCGGCCGCCCAGACAGUGAGGGCAGGCAGCCAGUGGGAGAUGUGGCAGGACCUAGGGCUGCCGCUAAGCCACCUGAUUUGCCGCCUUAAGGCAAGCUUGUGUAUGGCCCUCUACAAGACGGGGGGCCCGGAGGGCCUGGCCAUCGGCGGGCCCGCGCCUGGCAAGGCGACCGCCACCAGCAACUUCAUGACGCAGUUUCAGAAGAAGGUCUUGGACAAGAUCCUGCGACCGUCGACUAUCACUGCAGACCACGGUGCUGUGGCAGCCGCAGUGGGAGCUGAGGCAGUGGAUACUGCGGCUAACGACGGUGAUGGUGCAGCAGCGAGAGCAGCCACUGGGGACCACGAAGAGGCGGUGGGUGGCGGAGAGGCUGCUGCCAUGGGCAUGCAUGCCGUGGAUGGUGGCACGGGUGGCGGCCGCACAGCAGGCGUCGCAGCAGCAGCAACCGCAGGGGGGGACACCGGCACGGGUCCCAGGCAGGGCGAGGCGGGCGUUGCCCAGGACGAGGAUACCACCAACUACGAUGCGUUCAAGGAGUGGGUCGGCGAGGUGCCAAGAGCGGCUAAGGGCGCAGCUGGCAAGCGCAGGCGGGGUGGCGGUGAUGACGACGACCUGGGUGCGAGGUCGGGGCGCAAGGUUGGAAAUAAACGGCAGAAGGGGAACAAGGGUGCAGGCCGGGGCAGGGGUGCAAGCAAGGGGACCACCAGAG
This is a messenger RNA of Volvox carteri f. nagariensis, 2377 nucleotides long. RefSeq lists its product as uncharacterized. The annotation marks the transcript as partial. The record is from RefSeq and is a predicted model, not a curated record. The transcript is spliced from 10 exons. NCBI's taxonomy places the organism in Eukaryota, Viridiplantae, Chlorophyta, Chlorophyceae, Chlamydomonadales, Volvocaceae.